CUCUCUCUCUCUCUCUGUGUUCCUCUUUUCCUUGUUUCUCUUCUCCUUUCGUGUCCUACAUUAAUAAUCCGCGAAACAAAAUUAAAAAAGUUCAAUAACCUUUUGUCACAAAUUUCUCAACUACUCAAAUAUUUUGUUAUACCUCUCUCUGUCUCUGUCUUUCCAUGGCGCCCAUUUUUUAUUCAUUCCAUUCUCUGAAUCUUUCCUUUUUUGUAAUUCGUCGGCGUUGAUUGCGUCAAUCCCACGUAAUUUUCCAUUGGUUUCCUCGAACUUUAUAUUAUCAUUACGAUAAUCUUGUUUCGUUUUACAAGUCUUCUUUAAAAAAAGGAGAGGUUUUAUCCAGGUUUCUCAGCGACUCUGUUGAAUGGGUUUGUUUCGUACACCGAUGGAUAAUGCUCUUCGCUUCACAUUCCUAUCCCCAUUUGCGAAAAACGAAUUGGGGUUGUAGCGUUUCUCUCAUAUCUCAAAUAUAUGGUUCGUACAACAAGAAGAAUAAUACAGGGGCAAAAAUAGUAAUAGUAGAAUUCGAUGGGAAAUAACUGCGUGGGAAACAGAGCUCCUUCCAAGUAUGGACUUAUGGAAUCGAUUUCGAAAUCGGUUUGGUGGACUAGAUCCCAGGACUGCAUCGUUUCUCAGAGAGGAAUUGCCAAUGAAUCAUCAACUUCUGUGAAAAAAGAAGUAGAUUUUCCUUUACCUGUACAAAACAAGCCUCCGGAAAUGGUUAAGAUUUUCUUUGAAGAUAUUAAGCCAGUGCAGGUGCAGCCCAUUAGAAAUGUAGAGGAUGACAAAUUAGCACAACCCCAGAAGCCGGACAAAGAGGAAGAGACUAAAAAACCUGCAGAACAACCAUUGACGCACAAGGAAGAGAUUACUAUUACUAUUAAACCAGUACAGCUGCCAAUUCCAAUUCCAAUUCCAAAGGAGCAAGAGGAGGUUACUAAGCCAAUAGAGUUAUUAAAGCCGAGGAAGCUUCCUUAUAAUGUGAAGAGAUCAGCGAGCGCGGGGCUUCGGGCUGAUUCUGUUUUGCAAACCAAGACUGGUCAUUUGAAGGAGUACUAUAACUUGGGGCCGAAGCUUGGGCACGGGCAAUUUGGGACGACAUUUCUUUGCGUGGAGAAGGGGACUGGGAGACAGUACGCGUGCAAAUCUAUUGCGAAGAGGAAGUUAUUGACGAAUGAUGAUGUGGAUGAUGUGAGGAGGGAAAUUCAGAUAAUGCAUCACUUAGCAGGGCAGCCUAAUGUAAUCUCAAUCAAAGGGGCUUAUGAGGAUGCUGUUGCUGUUCAUGUUGUGAUGGAGUUGUGUUCAGGGGGUGAACUCUUCGAUAGGAUCAUUCAGCAGGGGCAUUUUUCAGAAAGGAAGGCAGCUCAGCUAACUAGGACAGUAGUUGGUGUUAUAGAAGCCUGCCACUCUUUAGGGGUCAUGCAUCGUGAUCUUAAGCCAGAGAAUUUUCUUUUUGUCAAUGACCAGGAGGAUUCGCCUCUCAUGGCAAUAGAUUUCGGAUUAUCAGUAUUCUAUAAGCCAGGGGAAGUUUUCAGUGAUGUGGUUGGAAGCCCAUAUUAUGUUGCCCCUGAAGUUUUGCGUAAGAUUUAUGGUCCAGAAUCAGAUGUUUGGAGUGCUGGUGUGAUCCUUUACAUUCUUUUAAGUGGGGUGCCUCCUUUUUGGGCUGAAACGGAGCAUGAGAUAUUUGAAGAGGUUUUGUAUGGUGACCUGGACUUCUCAUCAGAUCCCUGGCCUAAUAUCUCCGAGAGUGCAAAAGAUUUAGUUAGGAAAAUGCUUGUCAGAAACCCAAGAAAGCGGAUAACUGCACAUGAAGUAUUGUGCCAUCCUUGGAUUCAGGUUGAUGGAGUGGCUCCAGACAAGGCUCUUGAUUCUGCAGUAUUGAGUCGCUUAAAACAGUUUUCUGCAAUGGACAGGCUUAAGAAAAUGGCUCUUAGAGUUAUUGCAGAGCACCUCUCUGAAGAAGAAAUUGCAGGGUUAAAAGAAAUGUUCAAUGUGAUAGACGCUGACAAUAGUGGUCAAAUUACUUUUGAAGAGCUCAAAGAUGGACUAAAAAGAUUUGGUGCCAAUCUAAACGAGUCUGAAAUACAUGAUCUUAUGCAGGCUGCAGAUGUUGAUAAUAGUGGCACAAUUGAUUAUGGGGAGUUCAUUGCUGCAACGUUGCAUCUAAACAAAGUCGAGAGGGAAGAUCAUCUGUUUGCAGCUUUUUCAUAUUUUGACAAAGACGGAAGUGGCUAUAUCACGCAAGAUGAGCUCCAACAGGCUUGUGAGGAGUUUGGCAUUGAGGAUGCCCACUUGGAAGAAAUUAUCCGAGAAGUAGAUCAGGAUAAUGAUGGACGGAUAGAUUACAAUGAGUUUGUGGCCAUGAUGCAGAAAGGCAAUGCUAGUUUGGGUAAGAAGGGUCAACAGAGUAGUUUUAGCAUUGGAUUUAGGGAGGCACUUUCAGUUUGCUAACACAGUGAGGCCUUUUUCUUUUUCUUUUUCUUUUUUCCCGAAUACUUGGUAACUCUUUCUUCCCCACGGUCUUGUGGAUGUAUACGACUUGCAAGGUGUAAGGAUCAUCAGGUGCUGGUAUGUAUAGUAGAUGCCUUAUUCCUUUAGCGUUCAAAUGUUGAAUUAUACUUAAUAGUUGCAGUUGUAUGAUUGUGACUCACUGAUCACAGAACAGGCUGAACUUUCCUAUGUAUUAUGUGAAGGAAAAGAAACUAUAGAAGUAAAAAUUUGUCGUU
Messenger RNA from Quercus lobata, 2726 nucleotides. Its product is annotated as calcium-dependent protein kinase 26-like. NCBI's taxonomy places the organism in Eukaryota, Viridiplantae, Streptophyta, Magnoliopsida, Fagales, Fagaceae. Gene Ontology annotation, biological process: protein phosphorylation. The coding region runs from base 529 to 2451 and encodes 640 amino acids. Gene Ontology annotation, molecular function: calcium ion binding; ATP binding; protein kinase activity. The record is from RefSeq and is a predicted model, not a curated record. The transcript has 7 exons.